AGAUUUCAUUGUCAAACACUCAAACUUGUGUUGUACUUUGUGAAGAGUUAAUUGUUAUUGUGACUGCUCUGAGUAAUAUAGGCUAACUGGAUUUUGUUCACAUUAUUAAUUGAUUUAGUUUUAAAUCUGUGACCAAGUUAAACUUAGUUGGACUUUCAAGCUCUCAAUAUGGAGAGAAUGAUUCUUCUCUCCUUGGCAGCAGCUUUGGUUGUUGCUCCUGUCACUCCAUUUACUGUGGAAUGCAUCAACGGAAACUGCACCGAAAAAGAAUCAUCAGAUGUUCCUAUGUUCAACCUGGCUUCCAUCUUUCCCUUCUUCGGACCAGUAGACUUUGACGCUAACAGAGACAGCGCACCUUCAGACACCGCACUUGUCCCUGCAGAGUCCAAUGACACUAAUCCGUCCGGAGGCAUCGUGUCCAUCCGGAUAAUGAGGGUUUUCUCCGUCCCGAACGUUGAUGACGCUGAUCAGCCAAUGGGUGACAUAGAUCAGACUCCCAGCGAAGUCCGUCCUUCUCUGUUGCUGCAGAAGAUGUUUGACAGCAUACUAGCUGACAUUGGCCUAUUGGACCUCUCAAACCGCAAUUUGACAAGUGCGGAGGUGUACUCAGCUCUAGCAGAACGUAAUGCAGAAGGCCGUCCAGUCAAGACUUUGAUUCUCAGCAACAGCCGUGUUCAUCCGAUGGACGCUGGCACCUUUGCCGUGGCUGAGGGCACCAUCAACACUCUUAUCAUGGCCAACUCCUCAGUCAACCUGGACGCUCUCAGAGGACUCACCAACCUCAAGGUGUUGAACUUGUCCAACAACAACCUCACCACUUUCCCCUGGUAUGGUCUGAUGGCCGACACUCUGGAGGUUCUUGACCUCAGCGACAACUUGUUUGUGGAAAUCAGACCAGAACUGUCCACCCUGAAGGCCCUGAGGGAACUUUACCUUUCCAACAAUAAGAUCAUGUCUGUUGAAGAAGCGCCUCUGAACUUGUUGCCAAACCUUGAGGUUCUGGACUUAUCCCACAACGUCCUUGUCAAUGGAAACUUUGCAAGCCUUAAAAAGCUCAGUCAGCUGAAUCUUGACUGGAACUUCAUGAGGUUGAUGAACACCAACGCUCAACUUCCCUCACAGCCUCUGACCCUCAAGUUGGCCUCCAACCCUUGGAGAUGCGAUUGUGGUCUGCUCAACGUCCGAGACAACAACGAGAUCCUCGACAUGGACCAAGUCAUGUGUCUCAAGCAAAGUUACGAUUAUAGCCAAUCCCCUGAUAAAUGGCUUGUCUCUAACCUAACCAAGGACUCCAUCGGUCACCGAGGUUGUGACGAUGUUCCCGAACUUUACAACUAUAUAUCUAACAAAUGUUUGACGCAGAAUCAAAUCGCCCAAGAUUUACUUUUGAUGACGGCGAUGUUUUUGUUUUUGAUUGUCUGCAUGUAUACUUUCAACAAAAUCUGUUUCCCCAAGACUGUUAGCAAGGGAAAGGUUUGGAUACGGGCCCAAGAGAUUCCAAAAUGGAGCUUUGACAAGCUAGGGAAGCAACAUGAGGUGCCUUAUAUUCAAGUUGAGAAGAGCCCUGUUAAAACUUAAGCUGUGGAAUACGAUUUUAAAACGUGUUGGGGGUAUUAACACAAAAUUUAGUGCCUUUUAAUGUCAAAUUAUUUGAGUUUAGGUUGCUAACAUAAUAAUUUUGAAAAAAAAACUAUAUUUAAAUUUUUUUGUCAAACUAUUUUUGUUCUCACUUUAUUAAACUAUAAACACCUUUAUCGAGUUUUUAUUGGUGGAGUAGUCGGUGAUUCGUUACGUUAUUGUGUUGUGUUUUGAAAGACUAAACACAUGCACAAAGUAUUUUACUGUAAAAGUUAUUUUAUAAAAUAUUCAUUUGACUAUGAUAAAGAAUCUCAUGCACAGUUAAAGUUUAAUAUAAAUACUUAUAGAAGAGGUGAAAUAAACAAAUUAAAAAUAACAAGGUCGAUGGAAAAGUAUAUUUUAGAUUUGCCGAAUAGUGGUAUAAAAAAUUGUUUACAAUAAAAUUAGAUAAAAUUUUAACUUUGAUUGGAGAAAAACUAAUUUAAAAUAUUUUACACUAAAUUUUUAGAUACACUGAAAUUAGUUUUAAAUUUGCAUCAAAAAUAUUUUCUUACAUAGGCUAAUUUAAAAAAUUACUAACUACCUAACAAUAUAAUGUAUGUGUGGGUAUGUGUAGUUUACAAUUAACACCUUAAAUGCCAUGAUCUGGUAGCUAUAGUUUAAAAUGUAAAAAAAAAUCUUUGUACUACAGUUACCUAACAAUCAACUGUUUUCCCCCUGAGUUAGACUCAUAUUAUCUGGUUUCUGAACUCUUUAACUCACUGUAAGAAAUUUUACCAACUGCAUUACAGAAUUCCAACCUAAAAACACAAAAUAGUCAUCAUUUUACUAUCUGGCAAUGCUGUGUGCUCUUAACACGCUGUUGGCAACACUGUAAAUAGAUCAGCUGUUGCACUUUUUACAAGAUUUGAAUGCAAUAACAAAGUAUAAUUUAAUGAUGUAGGAAUUUAAUCUUUUGAUCUUUUAAUAACUUUAUAGUAUUGGGAAAGAAGGCUUUCUUUAGUGGAAAAUUGUCCAUUUUGGCACACAAAAGUACUGAACAUAACAGUUUUAACAUAUUUUUUGACAGCAUUUUUACAAAUAAAGUCCAUUUCUGUUUACAGAUGUUUUUUACAUAUUUUUUUUGUUUUUAGGUAACUGUAGGAAAGAUAUUAGUGUGUAAUUAAGUAGUUUAGAAAAUAACUGAUAACCAUUAAAUUUCACUCGGUUUCACCUUAGGUUUAGUUAUGGGCAUGCAAUUGAUGUUUGUAUUUUAGUUAUAAGUGCACAGUAUUAUGAAAAAGACAUUUUGUAUAGUUUGGGAAAUAAAAGUGUUGUUUUACUAAC
Macrosteles quadrilineatus (aster leafhopper) is the source of this 2904-nucleotide messenger RNA. RefSeq names its product leucine-rich repeat-containing protein 15-like. The coding region runs from base 169 to 1578 and encodes 469 amino acids. NCBI's taxonomy places the organism in Eukaryota, Metazoa, Arthropoda, Insecta, Hemiptera, Cicadellidae. The transcript has 7 exons. The record is from RefSeq and is a predicted model, not a curated record. Gene Ontology annotation, cellular component: extracellular matrix. Gene Ontology annotation, molecular function: protein binding.